AUGUUUGGCACCCAAGGUCACACUCGGCAUCCGUCUGUCAUCUCGUCUGGAUCCUUGGAUCGAGUAGGAGUAAGUGCUUAUUCUAAGGUAAUAUUACUCCUGAUGACUUUAGAAUCAUUUCAACCCGACCUUCUUCCCCUACGCCAAGGCCUUUUAUCGACUCCCAGCUGAUGAUGAACCGGGAACAUGGAUCAGGAGGUUGCAGGUAAGACGUUUAUAAACGCAUUUCCUUGAAAUAAUUUUAUUUACAGGUGUUCUACGAGAAAUCACGAUUGCAUUACUUGUUACCAAUCAUUGUGCUUGUAAUCUACUCAUUUCUUGGAGGUUUUAUUUUUUAUACAAUCGAAUCUCCAGAAGAACAAGAGAUUUUGACCAGGAAAAAACAAUAUAUUGAACAAGAAGAGCAACUCAUUAUGAUGGAGAUCAACAGAAUUCAGCACCGAAUGAAGUAUUUCCUCCAGAAGAACCAGAGCCUCGAAUUAUAUCUCCGAGAAGUGAGACAAUACCGACACCUUGCCCUGAAUCGGUUAAACAAGGUGAUCGUCCUUUAUUUAUUUAUUAUAUAACCUUAGGCCGUCUAUUGGUAUGUGCUACAAGUCUACUAUCUAAACGAUCAGGAGAGUUACAAGGCGUCUUUGUUACAUCCCCACAAUCCAGAGAGGCUCUGGAAACCUCAUUUCCAUUCAAAUUUUGGUCGGAUUUUGGCCUUGAAGAAUUAUACGGAACAGGUGAUUUGGAGAUGACUAAUAAGGUGUCGGCAAAAGCUCGUCUUCAGGUUUAGCCGCGAGGCAUAUACCAUUUGAAAGAGCAAUCUUAGGGUAUAUGAUAAUGAUUAGUUUCAAGUUCUGUAACUUUUAAGAACGCCAACGUGUAGAGAGACCUAGGUAGCAGCUGGAAAGCGUGUUUCUUGAGGCGAACCCUGAACCUUUUGCCGACCCAUUGUAAGCAAUUUGUUGUUAUAACUGUGAAAUAUUCAGUUAUCAAGCCGUUGUUGGGAGAUUGGGGUUGAUUUUGUGACUCCAGAAGAGGCCACUUUAAAGUUGAAGAAGAGUUUAAAAGAAUUCAAUAAGUUCACGGGCCUGGAUCACAUCCUGACCCCUACCUGGACCUUCUGGAACUCCAUGUUUUUGGCAGGUAAUUCCCUUUUAAUAACUUCCUUAGUUUGACAAAACCUGCAUCUUUAAGUCACAACAUAUUCCACGAUUGGUUACGGUAAUAUUUCGCCCAAAAGUCGAUUGGGAAAACUAGCGGCGAUGGUUUACGCAGCCAUCGGGAUACCUUUGGUGUUAAUGAUACUCCACAAAUUGGGAAGAUUCUGCUUGAGAGGCCUCGAAUAUCUGUGGAAUAACGCCGUUUGGUGAGUAAAUGAAUACAAAUUAUAAGCUGACAGGUUCAUGGAGUCCCUAAGUUGUGUCAAGGAUGCCGAGAAGUUGAAGGGAAACAUGAAAUACGAAGGCGGAAUGCCUGUGCUUCUGGCCGUCGGAGUGGCCUUUGGAUGGAUGUUUCUAUGUGCUGCCAUAUUCCUUCAAUUCGAAGAUGAUUGGGAUUAUUUCAAAAGUUUUUAUUUCUUCUUUUGUUCUCUAACCACCAUUGGUUACGGUAUGUUAUCUACGUAUUGUUUGAUGACUUUAAUCGCGUAACAUGGCGCAACUUUCAGGUGAUGUAACUCCCACCAAUUCAGAAGAUAUGUUUUUAAUUUUCGGAUUUAUUAUCAUCGGCCUUUCCCUGGUUUCUAUGUGUGUAAAUGUAAUCCAAUUGAAGUUAGAAGAACUAUUUGAAGAACUUUUGAUAGCCAUGAUGGAAGAGUAUGGAGCACAAGAAGCUGGGCUGCCAGGCCCUGAUCUGCAACCCAAGUUAACGGUAAUGGACCUGUGGAAAGUUUGGAAAAGAAGGAGGAAUCAGAAUCGUCAGAAGCAAGAACAAAGUCAGAAGAAUGGAAAAGAAGGUGAGGUUAUUAUACUCUCAAUACUUAUCGUUUAACUCUAGUGGUACAUAAAGAGUCAGUUCAACGAAAAUCUUUCUCAGAAUUCAACUGGUGGAAGAUCUUUCCAUUCGCCAAGCGGAGAAGAGAGGUUCUUAUCCAUGAAUUCAGGAAUCGGCUUCAACAGGUUUGCUGUAAAAUUACAUUUCACAUGAGAUUGUUAGGCCCAUAAAGAGACGCAGACUGAACCCUGGGUAUUACAUAAUCUGAAUUACGUAUCCGAAAUCGAUGAAAUGAGUUGGAACGAAACUUCCCCCGGAACCAGCAGUUCCCUCGCCCCUAGUGCAGAGUCCCAAAAUGGCUAUCACACCCCUCGUUCUCCAACUGUGCUGUCAUCAGCCGGAUCUUCAGCAAGACGAGUGAAGGUGGCAAUCAGUGAGAACAGUUCAUCAGUCAGUCUGAGAUCUAGUUCAAGCUCUUCUUAUGCCAAAAGAUAUCUUCCCAGCAGACAUGACCGACGGCACACGACAGUGUCCGCGGGAACAGGGACCACUGUAGGAUCUGUAAAGUCAGCUCCCAUUGCCGGACCUUACAUUGAACCGCGCAUGUCGCCCAAUUCAGCCAGCAUCGUUGAACAAUAUGCCAGUCAGAGAAGAUGGACUUUUUUUGAGAUCGGUAAAACACCCCGAGGGGCUCCGAGAGGGCUUGUGAUACCUUACAUGUACAUGAGAAGGAACGCUCUUACGGUAAACGUUUUUUAUUAUGUUUAUAUUAUACGUAAUUAAUGUACUGUCUAAGUCCUAAAAGAAGUGGACAGUUACUCUGCUGUAAAGUUACAGGGAGUGACAAGACAAAGAACGCGCUUCUUUGUGAUUAUUACAAUUUAAGAUUACCCGUUUUCACAUUUUUCUUUUAAGCACGAGACCACUGAGAUUGCGCAACUGAUAGCGGAGAUCGAUUCUCGGUUGGUGGACUGUAGAUCCAUCGUUUCGACGUCUCGGGCUGUCUCCAGGACGGACCCUCCCCCGGGGCCAAGUACCCAAGAAUGA
Molecule: messenger RNA, 2970 nt
Organism: Bursaphelenchus xylophilus (pine wood nematode)
Lineage: Eukaryota; Metazoa; Nematoda; Chromadorea; Rhabditida; Aphelenchoididae
Source: the annotation of a GenBank genome assembly